Molecule: messenger RNA, 2603 nt
Organism: Ictalurus punctatus (channel catfish)
Lineage: Eukaryota; Metazoa; Chordata; Actinopteri; Siluriformes; Ictaluridae
Product: DUF4612 domain-containing protein
Exons: 6
Coding region: 224-571 (115 amino acids)
Source: RefSeq, a predicted model, not a curated record
UAGGGCGCCUACACAGGAAAUCAGAGGUAGGUUUGGGACGCGUCCGACGGGUCUUUUCGAUUUCUAAUGUCUACUGCUGCGGCUGGUAUCACGUGCAGGACGCGGAGGACAGUAAAACGUUUUUUUUGUGCAACUCGCAACUAUUUCUACCGAAACACUGAGUUUUGUACUAAGGUGUGGACGACUGUACCAUGUUGGAAAGAGAGGAGGGUGUGAGUGAGUGAUGGGCUGUGCCUCGGCCAAGCAGUUGUCGUCCGUUCCUGGAGAUGAGGAUGAUCGGGACAAAGCCCACAGCAAUGGAGAUGCCUUCUCUUCAGACGAGUACAAAAUGAAAGGAGUGGAGAAGGUGAAGUACAUGCAUGGAGACGAGGAGCGGAUGAACACGCGCAACCAGGAGCACCUGGAGAAGAGCACAUUUUUGCACAAGGGCAAACACAAAGAGGCCAGUGGGAACACUAAUAAAAUAAGCAUCCACUCGUCAGAAAGCCAGCAGGAGUUUUUCAGGAUGCUGGACGAGAAGAUUGAAAAGGGACGCGACUACUGUUCUGAGGAAGAGGAGGACGUGACAUAACCUGACGCUGUUGUACCUCUAUUCCUCGUCGAGAUGAUCACUCCUUCCCUCAUCUCCUUUUCUCCUCUGAGCGCUGAGCCAGUUUACCCCCCAACCCCGCCCCCACCACCCAGCCCUCCUUGUUUACAUUCAGCGUUCCGACCACCGAAAGCCGUCUGGAGGGGAGGAGAAAAGGGGACGUGGGACGGAUGUGUUGUCAUCAUGGUUACAGUGCACUUGCCUUACACUAAGACUUUCUCUUGAGUUUCUCAACAUUUUUGAGAGGGAUCGCAAUGAACAUAACACUGUCUGGGGACUCGGUGGCUUUACAUCUCUUGCACGUGCAGAAUGAAACAUUUGUUGAACAUUUUCUUCUUCUUCUUCCUUGGAGAUGAGACGUCCUGGGAAGCUGCAGACCAUCAUGUCGAAAGAAACAAAAACAAAGGACAAAUUUAGUUCCAUCCCACACAUUCCAGUCAUUUUUAUAUUAUAUAUAUAUAUAUAUAUAUAUAUAUAUAUAUAUAUGUGUGUGUGUGUGUGUGUAUAUAUAUGUAUGUAUAUGUUUGUGUGUGUGUUGGAAAAGUAUUUUCUCACCAUUAAGUCUAUAAGUGUUAUGUUUUGUUUUUAACUUUCCAGAUAUUUUUAGAGUGUAACCCCGCUCAGGACUGCGAGUGUCGUCGGAGAAGGACGUUUCGUCGUUCGUGUUUCGAACGUCAUACCGCAAUCACACACUUUCGAAUUCCAAACACAUGGUUUGAAGGCUGCUUUCACACCUCGGGACGGGUCAUAACCAUAGCAAUGCACUCCUCCCGGUCCCAGCUACUAUCUAGCAUCUGCCUAGCCUAGCCUAGCUUGCUCUCUCGAUUAUCAUGUUACGUUUGGAAUGUUUUAAACAUGUCGUAAAUGUCUGAGUUUCCCACCUUUUAGGUUUCGUUUUUCCUUGCGGCCUGAUUGGUCGGGAGGUUAAAACAGAAUGACGUGUAAUACGUAUGCUGGAAAUCGAGAGGGGAAAAUAAGUUAACACUAAGCGCGAAAGCAGCCUAACAGACUCGAGUUGCCCGACGCAGUCAGUGGGCAUGUGCAGAUAAAAUCGUAAAUCACGUCUACAACUGUAUAAAAGUGUCAUUAAAAAAAGAAGGAUGUUAUGGUUUUCGGUGUAUCAUAGUAUAAAAGUGCUCUGUUUGAAUCCAACCCUGUCCCAAAACCAAAUAACAAUAAAACUUUUUAUAAUAAACCAAUAAACUCAUCUUUUCUCUCAGCGAAUUGUAGCUAGUGUUACACACAACCUACACAACAAGCGUAUGGAUAUUUCCUAAUGUUACUAAUCUGGCUAACGGUAUCAUAGUAUUUUCCUAAAUGUUAGCUAGCUAGCGUUACUGUGGAAAACCAAUUUUGCAACGUUAAUUUAAAUCCGGGAUCUUCUCGGACGCUGUUUUUGGAUAUUUGCUAAUGUUAGCUAGAUUUUUCUCUUGUUAGCUAAACAGCUUGUUACCAAUCUACUUUUGGGCAGUUAGCUCGCAGCACUAGCUGGCUUUGUUUAUAAUCUUUUUUAAGCUAGAUAUAUGCUUAUUUGGUGUUUCACGUAGACACGAUUACAUAACUCAUAUACAGAAACCAAAAGUCCUGGGUUGUUUUUUUUGGUCAUAGAUAAAUCAGAUGUACAUACCCAGAAAUGUUGAGUCCUAUUUUCUAAUGCUAGCUAGCUUAGUAGUUUUGCCGAGUCAUAUUUUCUCAUUUUCUCUGCUGACAUUCUUGGAAAUUAGCUAGAAAUUGCUUUGUUAUGGGAUAUAAUUAUUAAUAUUGACUAGCUUUGUGCAUAUACUUUACUAUUAGCGAGACAUGAGGAGGUUUUACAAAACCUGAAACAUUUUAAUAAUUGACAAACCAAAAGUUGAGAAAUGACAACGUUACGUGAAUGCUGCGUAGUUCUAGCGAGGGUUGAUAACAUUGUAAUAGCGUCUUAAUGAUAAAAUGUUACAUAGUUAUUUGGUGUAACCGUAAUAUCGGCACAUGCCUCAGAGUACAUGCCUCGCAAGAAUGAGCAAGAAAGUGG